AAUCAGAAGACCAACACGCACGGGGUUUGUAUACUCUUUAAGUCGCCGAUCUGCAUAAUACUCUUUGUAGGUUAGCUAUUAGCUUCUCCUUCAGUUACCCAAGCUGUUCGUAUCAAAGAAGGGGAAGGAAAAUCAAAGGACAUAGAAGAUGAGGCCAAUUUUGAUGAAAGGGCAUGAAAGGCCAUUGACGUUCUUGAAAUACAACAGAGACGGCGAUUUGCUAUUCUCAUGCGCCAAGGAUCACACUCCCACCGUUUGGUUCGCCGACAAUGGCGAACGCUUGGGCACCUACCGCGGCCACAACGGUGCUGUCUGGUGUUGCGACGUUUCAAGGGAUUCGACGCGGCUUAUCACUGGUAGUGCAGAUCAGAGUGCAAAGUUAUGGAAUGUGCAAACUGGGGCUCAGUUAUAUUCAUUCAAUUUUGACUCUCCAGCAAGGGCUGUGGACUUUGCUGUUGGGGAUAAGCUUGCUGUGAUUACCACUGAUCCAUUUAUGGAGUUGACUUCUGCUAUUCAUGUGAAGCAUAUUGCUAAAGAUCCCAGUGAGCAGACUGGUGAAUCCAUCCUGGUCCUUAAGGGACCACAGGGAAGAAUAAACAGAGCUGUUUGGGGACCUUUGAACCGUACUAUUAUAAGUGCUGGCGAGGAUGCCACAAUUCGCAUAUGGGAUUCUGAGACUGGUAAAUUGCUUAGAGAGUCAGAUAAGGAAACUGGUCAUAAAAAGACCAUAACAUCACUUUCAAAAUCUGCAGAUGGUUCGCACUUUCUUACUGGAUCUCUGGAUAAAUCUGCCAAGCUCUGGGACAUCAGAACGUUGACUCUUGUCAAGACCUAUAUAACAGAACGCCCAGUUAAUGCUGUAGCGUUGUCUCCUCUUCUUGACCAUGUGGUGCUUGGAGGUGGCCAGGAUGCAUCAGCUGUUACAACAACUGAUCAUCGUGCUGGGAAGUUUGAAGCCAAAUUUUUUGACAAGAUUUUUCAAGAAGAAAUUGGGGGCGUGAAAGGGCACUUUGGACCUAUAAAUGCGUUGGCUUUUAAUCCUGAUGGGAAAAGUUUCUCAAGUGGUGGUGAAGAUGGUUACGUGAGAUUGCAUCACUUUGAUCCCGACUACUUCAACAUUAAGAUUUAAUUCUAGACCUUAUUGACUGAUUGAAAAAUUUAGUUCGGGAGCCUAACUAAAAAGAAGCAAGAAAAGAGUUACUUGAAUCUCGUUUGGAGGAAAUCAUUUUUCUUUUCUUUUUCCUCCAUAGUGUAGUAAUGUGAUAAAUUAUGAUUUUUGUUCAUGUGAUGACAGAGUAGAGUUUUGUAGUAGUGAGUGUUGCAUGCACAUGAUCAGCUGUUUCAUUUUACCUGUUCGAAGAAAUGCUGCCGGAUGGAAUUUCAACUUAUUUUUGCUUCCACAGCAGAAUAUGUAUUUCACUACUCACAAGCAUAAAAAGGAGAAAUUGUGUAAGACUACUGCUUUUUUCGGCA
This is a messenger RNA of Carica papaya (papaya), 1473 nucleotides long. RefSeq names its product eukaryotic translation initiation factor 3 subunit I-like. Gene Ontology annotation, cellular component: cytoplasm; eukaryotic translation initiation factor 3 complex, eIF3m. Lineage: Eukaryota; Viridiplantae; Streptophyta; Magnoliopsida; Brassicales; Caricaceae. The record is from RefSeq and is a predicted model, not a curated record. Gene Ontology annotation, biological process: cytoplasmic translational initiation. Gene Ontology annotation, molecular function: RNA binding; protein binding; translation initiation factor activity.